Messenger RNA from Prunus armeniaca (apricot), 390 nucleotides. NCBI's taxonomy places the organism in Eukaryota, Viridiplantae, Streptophyta, Magnoliopsida, Rosales, Rosaceae. The record is from the annotation of a GenBank genome assembly.
AUGCCUUUCUUUUAUGCAUUCACGGCCUCAUCAUCCACAAAUCCUUGGAUACUUGACAGUGGAGCCAUCGAUCACAUUUCGCCUCCUUCCAGGCUAUCUGUUACUACCUCACUCAACUCCAGUGUUGAUCUUCCUAAUGGGUUCCAUGCAAAAAUCAGUGGCCUUAGUUCCUUAUCUUUGGUUCCAAACUUAUCUGUUGAUGAAGUUCUUUGUGUGCCUUCCUUUCAUGACCUGGCUUGGAAGAGGAUGAUUGGCCUGGGGAAACAAUUUAAUGGCUUAUACUACUUGCUUAUGAAAGAGAACGCCACCACUCCACCAUCCACAUCCAACGCCACCGCAUGUCACCUCAAUCACAAAUCCAUUGCUGAAUAUGUACACUAUAUGCGCUGA